Enterospora canceri is the source of this 474-nucleotide messenger RNA. NCBI's taxonomy places the organism in Eukaryota, Fungi, Microsporidia, Enterocytozoonidae. The record is from the annotation of a GenBank genome assembly.
AUGGAGCCAAUUUCAGGCGUAGAAAUCCACAAAUGUGACAUAACAUCUGAUGAAUUCAUUACCAAAAUGAAGGAGUGUGAAAUAGAGACAGUCAUAUGCGAUGGUGCACCAGAUGUAACUGGAUACUACGAAAUAGAUCUCCAUGCACAAAUUGGGCUUCUGAUUUCAGCUCUAACAAUUGCAGUAUCAGUCCAUGGGAAUUCAACCAGCACAUUUGUAUCAAAAAUAUUCAAGGGAAACCUGACAAAAUACGUCACAAAUCAUUUCAGAAAAUACUACAAGAGAGUUCUACUCACCAAACCACGAGCAAGUAGAGCAGAGAGCGAUGAGGCAUUCGUAAUCUGCACUGAUCUAUACAAUUGUGAUAUCACAAAUGUGAGUGAAAUUGAUUACAGCCUGAACUUGGAAAAUGAGCCAUUGGAAGUCUGUGGAUACGAUAAUGAAUACUUUAUUGAGGAGUACAACCCUAAAUAA